AUGACCUCUCAGGGCCUCAAGCUAUGGCGUCACCAGCUCCAGCUGGUACCAGAGGACGUCGGGCUUCCGCUACUUCUCCACGCACUUCGGGGGUAUCUGAUGUUUCUGUGCGGUCUACUUCGAGAGGAUCUUCUGCGCGAACACCUCGGGCUUCAGCUACUUCUCCACGCGCUUCAACGAUAUCUGAUUUUUCUGCACGGUCUACCGCGAGAGGAUCUUCUGCGCGAACACCUCGGGCUUCAGCUACUUAUCCACGCGUUUCAACGAUAUCUGAUGGUUCUGCACGGUCUACCGCGAGAGUAUCUUCUUCGCGAACACCUCGGGAUCCUUCCCGGCCUACCCACAAAAAUAAUGUCGGUGCUAGUAGUAGAGCCGGGGCGCCAACACCGUCGUCGUCACCGCCAGCCCCUCGAACUACCUGCAAUGCUCCCAACCGUUCUUCGAGACGACCUGAAAUUGACCGAACGGGUCCAUCGCCUGCCAGCACUUCCUCACAUCUUGAACACUCAGUGGAAACUCGCCCUAUCCGGGGUCAUUGAUUACCUGGCCAAGAAAGGCUACAGCCGAACGGAAGCUAUGCUGCGGAUGGAAUCUGCCAAUCAGGAGAUUGAUGGUCGCCCUCUUCCCCAGCUGGGAGAGGACUCCCGCCCCAAGACCCGACAAGGAUUUGAUUUACUCAAGAACUGGGUCGAGGAAAACCUCGAUCUGUACAAGCCUGAAUUGCGUCGUGUUUUGUGGCCGCUCUUUGUUUACUCGUUCUUCAACAUGGUGACAUCCUUCUACCCCCAAGAUGCCAAGAACUUCUUCGAGGCCAACAAGAAUAUGUUCCUGCCUGAGCAUACAGAUGAUGUCCGUCACUUCGAGCCUAUCAGCUUGCCAGAGCAUUUGCAGGACAACAGUGUUGCCAAACUCUACCGCAACAACAAGUACCGCGUCGUCCUGAGUAACCCCGCAUACACAAACCUGCUCCAGUUCCUCGAGAGCAAGGACAAGGAGGGUGGCUCUGUGAUGAAUGCAAUUCUCAGCAGCUUCUGCUCCGUGAAGACCAUGGACCGUGCAGCCGAUGAUCGUUUUAGCUUUGCCUCCAUGUUGAACCAGAUGGCCCCCGGACAAAGCUCACCUGCCGAGGAUGAAGGUAUCCCUGGUCACCACCCUGGCUCCGCUUACACCGGUGACAACCCUGCUAUGGCUGGAACACUUCCACGUCUGAGGCUCGGAAAGCUCCCAAUGGAACAGACACUGGAGGAAGAUGUGCGCGCUGAACUUGCAGAGGUAGAUGCGAAAGAGCCCCCAAUCGCUGGCCGCAACACUCUCUCCCAGGAGUUUGAACACAUGAUCAAGAAAGAAGAUGAGGAUGAGGCUCCUUCUCGCGCCGAUAUUCCAUUCCCGCCCUCCAAUGCCCGUGACGUGGAACUUGAAGUCAGACGGGUUAUGGAGCACCGUGAUCGGUUUGAGAUCAAGGGUCGCACGGGGGGUGUAGGCCCUGGCGUCAGCGUUUGCAUGUUCACAUUCCACAAUACCUUGGACAAUAUCAACUGCAUGGACUUUUCCGACGACAACCAGCUCGUCGCUUGCGGCUUUGCCCAAUCCUACAUUCGUGUUUGGAGUCUUGAUGGAAAAAACAUUCAAGGGGCCCUUCCGGAAAUUGACGACUUCGCGCCCGCCAACUCUCGCCGUCUGAUUGGCCACUCAGGUCCUGUCUACGCUGUCGCUUUCCCUCCGUGUGCCUCUGCUCGCGAGGAUGUCUCAGAAGGAGAUGCUGUUCCCACCAAUGCUCGCUGGUUGCUCUCCUCAUCUGCCGACAAGACCGUUCGUCUAUGGUCUUUGGACACUUGGCAAUGUAUGGUUGUUUACAAGGGCCACGAUCGCCCCAUCUGGGAUCUCCGCUGGGGACCUUUCGGUCAAUACUUUGUGACCGGUGGAUCGGAUCGUACUGCCCGCCUGUGGGUGACUGACCACAUUCGUCAGCAGCGUAUCUUUGUUGGCCACGAUCAAGAUGUGGACUGUGUGUGUUUCCACCCCAACUCGGCUUAUGUUUUCACCGCCAGUUCUGACCACACUGUCCGCAUGUGGGCUGUCACUACUGGUAAUGCUGUCCGUAUGUUCACUGGCCAUGCCGGAAAUGUCACCGCCAUGGAGUGCAGCCGCGACGGCAAGCUCUUGGCUACUGCUGAUGACCAAGGUACCAUCAUUUUGUGGGAUCUAGCUCCUGGACGACUCCUGAAACGCAUGCGUGGCCAUGGUAAAGGUGGCAUCUGGUCUCUCAGCUGGAGUGUUGAGUCUACUGUUCUUGUCUCCGGUGGAGCUGAUGGCACCGUCCGUGUCUGGGACGUUGCUGAAUCUCAGGAAAACACCCAGGGCCGCGUUAUUGGCGAAGGUGGUGCUGGAUCCAAGCUCGAUGCUGGUACUACGUCUACCACUCAGAAUAAGAAGAAAAAGGGCAAGGAUGUUGUCGUCACUGCAGAUCAGAUCAGUGCUUUCCCGACCAAAAAGAGUCCUGUUUACAAGGUCAAGUUCACAAACAUGAACUUGGUCAUUGCGGGUGGUGCCUAUCUUCCCAUGUAG
Penicillium nucicola is the source of this 2565-nucleotide messenger RNA. RefSeq names its product WD repeat TAF5 family protein. The coding region runs from base 1 to 2565 and encodes 854 amino acids. Gene Ontology annotation, cellular component: transcription factor TFIID complex. Lineage: Eukaryota; Fungi; Ascomycota; Eurotiomycetes; Eurotiales; Aspergillaceae. Gene Ontology annotation, molecular function: protein binding; RNA polymerase II general transcription initiation factor activity. Gene Ontology annotation, biological process: transcription initiation at RNA polymerase II promoter. The record is from RefSeq and is a predicted model, not a curated record. The transcript has 5 exons.